CCGCCGGCGCACGGCCAGGCACGGCGGGCAGCGGGGAGAGGCGCCGCCCCCGGGGACGCGCCGGGGCCGGGCCGGGGUCCGUCCGGAGCCACCGCCGCGCCGCCCCCGGGGCUGCGGCUCUGCCCGCGCCGCCGCCGCCGCGCCAUGGGCUGCCCGGGAGCCGGAGCCGAGCGAGGAGCCGAGGCCGUCUGUGCCGGACACUUUGCCAUUUAAACAUCCCCGGUCUCGGAUGCCACAGCAGACCCAGAUGUCGGUGCAGACCCAGACCUGCAGAACGGUGCACGGGAGAAUGAUAGUGAGUCCGUAAGACCAUGCUCCACACAAUGACAUGUUGGCUCCCGGUCCUGGUCCUCCACCUGGUCCUCCUGAGCCCCCCGCGGGCGGCUGCCUGCCCUGCCCGCUGCGAGUGCGCCCCGCAGAUCAAGUCUGUGGUGUGUCACCGCAAGCGGCUCACCUCCAUCCCCGAGGGCAUCCCCACCGAGACCAAGAUCCUGGAGCUCAACAAGAACCGCAUCCGCUGCCUGAACCCUGGGGACCUCUCCCCAUAUCCACUGCUGGAGGAGCUGGAUUUCAGUGAGAACAUCAUCUCCAAUGUGGAGCCGGGCGCUUUCAGCAACCUGUUCAACCUGCAGACCUUGCGGCUGCGGGGGAACCAGCUCAAGCUCAUCCCUCCAGGGGUCUUCACCAAACUGACCAACCUCACCCUCCUGGACAUCAGCGAGAACAAACUCGUCAUCCUGCUGGACUACAUGUUCCAGGACCUGCGCAACCUGAAGAGCCUGGAGGUGGGCGAUAACGACUUGGUGUACAUCUCCCAACGGGCCUUCUCGGGGCUGCUCGGCCUGGAGCAGCUGACCAUCGAGAAGUGCAACCUGACCUCCAUCUCGGCCGAGUCUCUCUCCUACCUCCAGAACCUGGAGGUGCUGCGGCUCCGGCACCUCAGCAUCUCCGCGCUGGAGGACCAAAACUUCAAGAAGCUCUACAACCUCCUGCAGCUGGAGAUCGACAACUGGCCGCUGCUGGAAGACAUCUCCCCCACCAGCUUCCAGGGCCUGAACCUCACCUCGCUCUCCAUCACCUACACCAACAUCACAGCCGUGCCCGCCGCUGCCUUGAGGAACCUGGUGUACCUCCGGUACCUGAACCUGUCCUACAACCCCAUUAGCACUGUGCUCAAGGGCUCCUUUAAAGACCUCAUCCGGCUCCAGGAGCUCCACAUCGUGGGUGCUCUCUUGGCGUCUGUGGAGCCGCAGGCUUUCUCUGGCCUGAGACAAAUCCGGCUGCUCAACCUCUCCGGCAACUUCCUCUCCACGCUGGAGGAGAGCACCUUCCACUCCGUCAACACGCUGGAGACGCUGCGGGUGGACAGGAACCCUCUGGCCUGUGACUGCCGCCUCCUCUGGAUCCUGCAGCGACGGAAGACGCUCAACUUCGACGGGCAGCAGCCCAUGUGCUCCUCACCACCUGAAAUCCAGGGCAAUGCCCUGCGUGACUUCCCGGACUCCGUGCUCUUCGAGUACUUCACCUGCCAGAAGCCCAAGAUAAGGGAUCGGAAGCUGCAGCACGUGACAGCCCGGGAAGGGCAGUCCGUGUCCUUCCUUUGCCGGGCGGAUGGGGAGCCAGACCCCUCCAUCGCCUGGGUGUCCCCCCAGCACCGCAUGAUCACCACCCGCAGCACGGGGCGAGCGACCGUGCUGCCCGGGGGCACCCUGGAGAUCCGCUUCGCCCAGGUCCAGGACAGCGGCACCUACAUCUGCAUCGCCAGCAACGCAGGGGGCAACGACACCUACUUCGCCACCCUGACGGUCAAGGGGCACCCAGCCGACAGAUCCCACUACGCAAACCGGACUUUGUACCUCAGUGAGUUCAACGACACCUUCCACAAUGACACACAGGUCUUCUUGAAGUUUACCUUGGACCUCAAGACCAUCCUGGUCUCCACAGCCAUGGGCUGCAUCACCUUCUUGGGCGUGGUGCUCUUCUGCUUCCUCCUCCUCUUCGUCUGGAGCCGGGGCCGAGGGCAGCACAAGAACAACUUCUCGGUGGAGUACUCCUUCCGCAAGGUGGACGGUCCCACCACCACCACCGGCCAAGGAGGAGCCAGGAAGUUCAACAUGAAGAUGAUCUGAACCUCUCCCAGAGGAGAACAGUUGUCUGCUGCCCGGCCCUGGGCACGGCCGCAGCGGGACGGGGCCGGAGGGGGGUGUGUGGGAGCACCGGCAACGUCCCAGGGCUGGCGGCAGGACCUCGCUGCGCUGGGACGCGGCCGGAGACGUGCCGAAGGCCGGAGGGGUCGGCGCCUCAUGGACCUUGGGGUCAGGGAGCGAUGACCCUGGCUGUCCCAGCCCCGCGGUGCGUCCUCGGGGCACCGUGGCUCAGGGCUGUCCCAGCUCCAGGGGCUCCCGAUGUAGCCGACGUUUUUGCAACCAACUAUGCAUUUCUCUAGCCAAGAGAUCAGCAGCGUUUGGGCCUGGGAAAAACAACUGCUUCCUUUUUUUUUUCCCCCCUUUCCCCUUUUUUUUUUAAAAAGACUCUCCAGAAAACUUUCUUGGUGGUUGUUUACGGUUCUUCUCUUUUCUUGUUGUUGGGGGUUUUUUUGGUUGGUUUUUUUUUUUUUUUUUUUUGGUCCAACGAUUCCUUUUUAAUGAAUUUCCAAGAGAAAAGUCUUCCGGGGCGAUGCGGGACUGGGGAGCCAGGGGAGGUUGUGCCAAGCUGGGGGGGGCUCCGCCAGUCCCUCAGCAAAGCCGGACCCCCGGGGGCACGGCCGUGCCUUGAGACCUUCCCAUCGGCAGAUUUAAGAGGUGGCAUCUGCAAACACGGGUGCCUGGGGACACUCCUGCACAAGCAAUAAUAACCCGCCCGAGGCUGAGCUCUGAGGAAGUGUCGGCAAGGAAAAAAAAUAAACGGGGGGGGUGGGAAAAAAAAAAAAGGCAAAAUGAGGCCAAGGUCAUUAAAAUCAGGAGGAGCAGCCCCAGGGCGAUGCAAGGCCCCGUCUUUGCAUCCACCCAAAGCGCUGCGGGAGCAGCGGGAUCGAAGGGGUGGGGAGUCAGGAUUCGUACAGGUCCAAAAGUCACUUUUGGGUCAGUUUUCUUUGGUUUGCAAAGUCAAGUCUGCAGGAGAGCAGGAGCUGGCUCGUCCUGCACAGGGAGGCUGUACAGCCCGGCAGAGAGGAGGAGCGAAAGGCUUGGGACGAGCACCUCGGGAACUGACGGCAAAAGCCUGGCCGGCUGGCACCUCCGCCGUGUCUGCCCGGAUCCUGCACCCUCCGGCGCUGGGGACCGCGGGUCGGUGUCCGCAGGCUCCACUCCCUGCUUCCCCUCCCACCCCUGCGCGGGGCACCGCUGGCUUCGGCUGGGGGCGUAGGGCUUUGGGUGGGAGAAGGAGCAGAGCUGGCACAGAUGGAAGGGAAGAGCCUGGAUGGGACCUGGAUGGGCCAGGGAGCCCAUUGCUUCCUCCUCCUCCUCCUCCCGUGUUCACCCCCAGGGAUUGCUGCAGCUCCCACCUCUGUCCCCGUUCCUGCGGGAACGUCCCCCCACCUGGAUGUCCCUUCUCUAGCCGGUCGGGGCACACUCGCUGUGGGAGCAAUAGAAGGCAGCUGCCCGUCUCCUGCCAGGCGUCCCAUGCCUUCGGGGAGCAGGAGCUCCGAGGGGUCGGGACUGCGCCCCCCCCCCCCAUCCCCAUGAGCUUUGCUGCGUGGGGCGCAGGUGAGAGCGGCUGCUCGGGUUGUCCCCUGCACCCCGUCCUGCGCUCGCACCCAUGGGCGUCGGGUGCCCUCUGAGCCCCGGGGGGGGAGAGGGACGGCGGAGCCAGCGGGCUCAGCACCCUGCCCUCCUCCCCAAGGAGCUCCCCGGGCUGCAGCCGGUCACUGCCAGGAUGCGACCCCGACGCGGGGGGUGCGGUGCCCAUCUCUCCCCAUCCAUCCCCCACCUUGGGUCUGGCCGGUGUCCCCUCGCUCCCAGAGCCGUGCAUGCCGUGACGUACCAGGGGUCCCGCCGGCGUCACCCACGCGCCCUUGUUCGGUGUCUGGGGGUUUUUUUACCGGGGGGGGGGAUGGGGAGCAGGGCGGGCACGGACCCUCGCAGCCGGGAGCAAAGGCGCGUUUGGGCAGUGCAGACCUGGCACGGUUUUAUAUGUAACGAGCAUGUGAAAUGUAUUUGCGGGGGGAAAGGAAAAAAAAAAAAAAAAAAAGAGGG
Molecule: messenger RNA, 4193 nt
Organism: Grus americana (Whooping crane)
Lineage: Eukaryota; Metazoa; Chordata; Aves; Gruiformes; Gruidae
Gene: LINGO3
Product: leucine rich repeat and Ig domain containing 3
Exons: 3
Coding region: 312-2129 (605 amino acids)
Molecular function (GO): protein binding
Source: RefSeq, a predicted model, not a curated record